This is a messenger RNA of Cyanidioschyzon merolae strain 10D, 1359 nucleotides long. Its product is annotated as similar to mitochondrial carrier protein. The transcript has a single exon. Lineage: Eukaryota; Rhodophyta; Bangiophyceae; Cyanidiales; Cyanidiaceae. Gene Ontology annotation, cellular component: mitochondrion. Gene Ontology annotation, molecular function: pyrimidine nucleotide transmembrane transporter activity. The record is from RefSeq and is a predicted model, not a curated record. Gene Ontology annotation, biological process: pyrimidine nucleotide import into mitochondrion. Bases 1 to 1359 code for a protein of 452 amino acids.
AUGCUGGUUAUGUUAGGCUCUAGUUUCCUGCACCCUGGGCAAGAGCCUUUUCAUGGUAGCAUUGCUGAUUCAUCACACUGGAUCUCAAGUGGCAGUGGGUAUAGGUGGGAGCUAGGUCCCGCGCUUUCCCUCAACGUUAUGAUUGCGAGUCCAACGCACACGCACUCCGAUUCCGGCGUCCGACAGACGACUUCAGCGGUCCCCGAACGAGCGCGACUAGUGACGCUCAGUAAAGGGAGCUCUAGCACAGGCUGGUGUGUUUCUCGUCGCAACAUUACUUGCGAGCACGUCGCGUUCGUCGCCGUAUCCAAACCCAUGAACGAGCACGAUGAAACACAGCGCACGGAAGUAGAUAUUCAUACCACGCAGGCUGCAGUGCUUUCAAGCCUCAAUCAUCGCAAGCAGCUGGCUUCGCUCAUGGCAGGUGGCUUCGCUGGCACCUUUGCUUCCACGAUUACGUGCCCACUCGAAGUCAUCAAAACAAAGCUUCAAUCGAUUUCGUCCGUAGGGAGCGGAGGAAAGCACGCCACCUUUCUCUCCGUGGCGAGAAAUAUUGCGCGCCAGGAGGGCGUUCGUGGAUUUUUCCGGGGCCUGUUGCCGACAUGGGUCGGUAUCCUGCCGGCGCGUGCCACCUACUUCUGGGCAUACUCUACCACGAAAUCAGUAUUGGCGCACGUUUUCGGGGAGUCAGAUGCACGAACCCAUGUGGCAUCUGCGGCGAUGGCGGGCGUGGUAUCGAAUGCCCUCACGAACCCCAUAUGGAUGGUCAAGACGCGUAUGCAGCUCGAUACCGGUGGAUCCAAUGGGUUUCAUUACCGGGGCUAUGGUGACGCGUGCCGGCGCAUUCUGGCCGAGGAAGGUAUCGCAGGCUUCUACAAGGGACUCACUGCGAGUUUCUGGGGCGUUUCUGAGGGCGCCAUCCAUUUUUUGGUUUAUGAGCGUUUGAAGAAAUUUCUCCAGCAACGUCAACGGGCGAAGCUCGAUGAGGGCGUCGAUCAACAUGAAGCCGACAAGCUUCCUGCCGUGCAGUACCUUCUGGCCGCGGGCUUCAGUAAGCUCGUAGCGAGCACCCUCACCUACCCACACGAAGUCGUGCGAACGCGUCUCAGAGAGCAACGGCCCGUCUAUCCGGGGGGCCCCCUCAAAUAUCGAUCCGUGCCGCACGCCUUAUGGGUCAUAGGUCGCGAGGAAGGACGACGCGGCCUGUACUGCGGUAUGGGCACACACUUACUGCGCGUGGUCCCGAAUACCGCGCUCAUGUUCCUCGCAUAUGAACUAGUGUCCCGUUGGAUAGAGAAGUAUUAUGCACAGCGUGAUGAAGAGCGCACACAAAAGGCUGCCCGGAUCUCGACUUCGUGA